This is a messenger RNA of Thyridium curvatum, 984 nucleotides long. RefSeq lists its product as uncharacterized. Gene Ontology annotation, biological process: regulation of transcription by RNA polymerase II. Gene Ontology annotation, molecular function: DNA-binding transcription activator activity, RNA polymerase II-specific. The transcript has 3 exons. NCBI's taxonomy places the organism in Eukaryota, Fungi, Ascomycota, Sordariomycetes, Thyridiales, Thyridiaceae. Bases 1 to 984 code for a protein of 327 amino acids. The record is from RefSeq and is a predicted model, not a curated record.
AUGGAGGACCCGUAUCAGAUCUCCCUGCAGGAUAGCACACUCUCCGUCGUCAAUGCCUCGCUUUCGGGGCCAGCUGGCUUGACUCCCUGCCAAGGCCUGGAGCUCCAGCUCGGCAGCCUCACAUUUGGGAUCCCUUCCAUGAGAAGUCUGUACCGUGACGAUGCAUCUCAUUUGGCAAAGCUGAAUCCAUUCUUGAUGCAGGCCAUCCUGGCGGUGACUCUGAUGCAUGACAGGCUUCUCGCCUCUUCACCGCCACCAAAGGCCUCAGCCAAGGAGCUGUUCCAUCUGGGCAAGGCAGUCGGGCUUUUCAGCAGCACGCUGCGCCAGCCUUGCGCUCUGUUGGACAAGGCGGCUCUCUGGGUUACUGCUGUGCUUCUGGGAUCUGCCACCAUUGCCGACGCAGACGCAGUAUCGCCGGAGGAUGCCUGGCCGUUGAGGUCGCCAUCGGAAGACGACCUUGCGUGGCUGAGGAUGAGCGAUGGCAAGCGCGAGGUCUGGAGGAUCGCCAGGCCCGAGGCCGCCGGCCACAUGUUCCAGGACAUCUUCACCGAAAAGAGCCAUGCAGCCCAACAUCGCGACACCUUUGACCGUCUCCCACCGGCACUGGUCUCCCUGCUGGACCUCCACACAGAGUGCGACGCCUGGGAAAACCCGUACCGACACGCCGCGCUCACGCUGAACGCCCUGAUGGGCCUCGAGUGCAGCCAGGCCACCAUCACAAAGUUCCUGGCGUUUAUCAGCCAGAUGAGGCCCGACUUUCGGCAGCUGCUCGAGUGGAAAGAUCCCCGCGCGCUGCUGAUAUUUGCGACCUGGUACUCGAAGCUGUGCCACUACCAGCAGUGGCACAUCUGGCGGCGGGCAGUCCUAGAGACGCAAGCAAUAUGCCUGUAUCUCGAGAGGUACCAUGGCGAUCUGCCCCACCUACAGGAGCUCCUGAGCUUCCCCCGGCAGGCAUCCGGGAUGGGGACGGUCGAGAGCGUGUAG